AUGAGCUCCAAGAUAAUUAGAGAAAAAUUAUCUCUCUGGGAAUCGAAGACAGACUGUAAAGCUCCCCUCUCUCGCUUACAAAAGGAUGCAAUUAUUGAAUUGACACACCAUGCUUCAUUCAGACCAAUUCCAUCGGACUUACCAGUUGAUGAUGCCCCAGUUCUAGCUAACACUGCAUCUACUCCAGCCUCACCUACAGGUAGUACUGAUACCUUCAUCAAUUUAUAUCAACAAUCUGCACCUCCUGAAGGUGGAAAAAUUGAAAAUGCACAGCAGUUCUUUUCCUGGUUUUCUGAAUUGGAGGAAAAUAUGGAUCAAGAUGAUGAAUCUCAGUAUAGAAAAUAUAUAGAAGAAUUGAGUGGUUAUCAACAUCAGUGUAAUACAGUAUUAGAUGAGGUGUCUCAAGCUUUAGAUUAUUUACAUGCAUUACAGACUCAAUAUAUCAAUGUUUCUACUAAAACUAACACUUUACAUGAAGCUUGUGAACAUCUUCUAGCAGAGCAGACAAAGUUAAUGAAUAUAGCUGAAGGAAUCAGUAAUAAGCUAUCCUAUUUUAACGAAUUUGAUAGAAUUUCCAGUAAAUUAGGUUCAACAACUUUAUCAGUGACUAAUGAAUCCUUUAUACCAAUGUUGUCUAGAAUGGAUGAAUGUAUUUAUUAUUUUAGAAAUAAUCCACGGUUUAAAGAAUCAUCAACAUACCUAGCUAGAUUUAAACAAUGUUUAUCUCGAGCUCUGGGACUAAUUAAAAUACAUGUUACCAAUAUCUUACAAAAUGCUACUCAACAAGUUCAACCCAAAAAGGUUUGUGGAAUCUUGCUUUACUUUUACCAAAAACAUUGCGAUGAAAGAUAUAACUUAUUUCAAAGACAACAGGAUUCUGAUACCCAAAAUAUUGCUGACAAUGCAUUCACCUUAUUUUAUGGCAAAUUUCGAGCUAAUGCACCAAGAGUAAAACUACUAACAGAGCAACUUGAAAUAAGAACAGACAAAUCACCAGAAUAUAUUGAAGUAUUAAAUGAAUGUCAUCAGUGUUAUUUUUUACAAAGAGAGAAGUUACUAGGUCCUAGUAUAUCAUCAACAGUGACAGAUUUAGCUAAAAAACAUUCCAGAGAUCAUUGUGCUUUGGUUAGAAGUGGUUGUGCUUUCAUGGUUCAUGUUUGUGAGGAUGAAUAUCAACUAUUCUUUAAUUUCUUUUCCAAACCAACCCCAUUAUUAGAUCAGAUGUUGGAGAGAAUGUGUAAUAAUCUAUAUGAUGUAUUCAGACCAUUAAUUAUACAUGUCAACCAUCUGGAAACUCUGUCAGAAUUAUGUAGCAUACUAAAAAUAGAAAUGAUGGAAGAACAUGUCAGCAAUAAUGUUCAAGAACUGGGAGCAUUUGAAGUGAUAUGUAAACAAAUGCUAAUGGAUGUACAAGAGAGACUGGUUUACCGUACCUAUAUUUAUAUUAAAAGUGAUAUAUUGAACUAUACUCCAGCAUCUGGUGAUCUGGCCUACCCUGAAAAACUAGAAAUGAUGGAAAGUAUAGCUGAAAGUUUGAAAAAACCAGCAACAAGCCAUUCCCGAACACCCUCAAAUGCUUCAAGCACUAGCCAAGAGGUAGCUCAGUUAACAGUAACACAAGAUGAAUUGAAUGGUUUAGAAGUAACACCAACCAAUAUGCCAAUGUCACCUGCAGAUUUACACGGCAUGUGGUAUCCUACAGUACGACGUACAUUGGUUACAUUAUCUAAAUUAUAUAGAUGUAUUGAUAGAACAACUUUCCAAGGGUUAUCACAGGAAGCUCUACAAGCUUGUAUUGAGUCUUUAAAGAAAGCAGAAGAUGGAAUCACCAAGAGAAAGGUUGCUGUAGAUGGUCAGUUAUUUUUAGUAAAACAUUUAUUAAUAUUGAGAGAACAGAUAGCACCAUUUCAUGCUGAUUUUUCAAUCAGAGAAACUCAUCUUGACUUCACCAAGUUUAAAGAUGCAGCCUAUGCUUUACUACAGAAGAAAUCUCAACUGUUUGCCUUUAACAGUACUAAUGCCCUGUUACACUUUAUCUUGGAGGGAACUCCUCAAGUGACAGAGUAUUUUGUUGAUUCAAAACAUGAUGUGGAUCAACAAUUAAAGAAAACUUGUGAAAACUUUAUCCAUCAUGUAACUGAUACAUUAACUGGACCAUUGAAAGCUUUCUUAUCACGGGUUAGUAUCACUGACUUCAUGAAAGAUGAAAUGACUUCUAAUGUUACACUAAGACAACAACCAUUUGCUACCCCAGAAAAACUUCAUGAUGUGGUUGCUGAGACGUAUAAAAUAGUUAAAACAAAAACACCGGCCAUUCAGAAGUCCAUGGCUCUAUAUUUAGCCAAUAAAGAUACAGAAUCCAUUUUAUUUAAACCUAUAAAGGUAAAUGUACAGCAGUCAUUUCAACAACUAGAACAGAUAUUACAAGAGGAAUAUAAUGAUGAAGAUAGACAAAUAGUAGCUUGUCCUAGUUCAGAACAGGUAUGUACUAGUCCUGUAACUACCAACACAAUAUCCCCUUUUGAAAUGAGAAUCUAA
Molecule: messenger RNA, 2538 nt
Organism: Lottia gigantea (owl limpet)
Lineage: Eukaryota; Metazoa; Mollusca; Gastropoda; Lottiidae
Exons: 20
Coding region: 1-2538 (845 amino acids)
Biological process (GO): Golgi organization; intracellular protein transport; intra-Golgi vesicle-mediated transport
Cellular component (GO): COG complex; membrane; cis-Golgi network
Source: RefSeq, a predicted model, not a curated record